GGCAAUUAAGGGUAAAGGGCGACAAAAAUAUUUGAUAAACUUUUCCCCCCUCUCCCUCCGCACUGAACAAGACGGGAAAAGAAGAAGGAGUUAUGGAGAAGUCGGUGGAACUACAAUCAAAGACUUUAUUUCUGACUGGCUGAGCAAAGAUUUGAUCUGGGACCGCAAAGGCAUCAAGUUUGAAAAUGAUGCAGAAAAAACAAAGCAAGAAGAGACGGUCCGGAGAAGCGUCCCCAACUCAAACGCGCAAAGCAUGAGGACUUAUCUCCGCCAAAUGACGCGCCGAUAGGAGGAAAGGCAAAAGUUUGGGAAUACCUUCGUGGAAAGUUUUUCCUACUUUUCGGACAAUAAACCAAGGACGCGAGAGAAAAAGAUCAGUAUCAGUCUGAUCUGAGUGUUGUCCCCCCCCCGGAGGACGAUGGGGGCCGCGCCGGGCUCGGGAUGGGAGGAAGGCGAGUUCGAGUUCAAGCUGGUGUUUGAGGAGGAUCCGCCGGCGCGCCGGAGCCAGGGGCCGUCCCCGGGGCGCGCUGCCGGGCCGGAGCGCGCCGCGGCCGGGGAGGACGGCGAGGGCGCCCCGCUGCAGCCGGAGCCGUCCGGCGGCGGAGACCCGGGACACUCAAUCAGCAUUCCCAGCCCGCCACAAUUAUCCAGCCAGCGGGCAGGGAUGCAUUCCCCACCUCCCCGGCGGGCCCCCAUCAGAGAGUUUAGCGGGACCUACGAGAGCCUGCCAGCACGAUCUGUACAGGUUUCAGAGUCCCGUGUUGUAGAGUGCCCAAGUAUCCAGAUAACUACCAUCUCACCUGAGGAUGAACCAGCACCCACCAUCCCCAGCUAUUGGGACAUGGGCAGCGGUGGCGGGUGGGACAGGGAGCGCCUCUACCUCCCGUUCCUAGACCCGUUUAGUUACCGGGACAGAUGCCCGGGAUCCCUCAGCCCCAGCCCCGCGUCCAGCCCAUCCUCCCGAGGGUGGCUUAGCCCUGCCUCCAGCUGCGACUCCCUGCUGGUGGAAGAGGAUGAGCUCAGUGAGUCCACCGUCAACUUUGGGCUGUCGCCGUCCUCAAGGCCGACGUCGCCUGGUGGUAAAAAACGCAGAAACUCACCGCUAGCCUCUCCCUGUACUUCACGGAGAGGCAGUUACUCAGAGGACCUACAGGGAUGCAACCUAGACGGCGGAGAGUCCAACUCUCACUCACAAGCCCCACCCAGUAGCUGUGAGCUCAGCAUCCCACAGAAAACCAGGAAGACUUCAUUGGAGCAGUUGUCUCCCAGGGAAGUGGAUCAGGAGCAGGCUCCGGGCCACAGCUCCCCCUGCCUGCUGUCGGAGACGCCGCAGACUCGGAGAGAGCCUCCCUCGCUGGGUAUGGACUAUCUCCCCGUGCCCCCCGCUCUGGCCUGGGGCAGAACCAGGGCGAGUGCUCACAGCCCUCUCUUCAGGUCUAACGCCCUGCCUCCGCUUGACUGGCCGCUACCGUCCCAGUUUGACCAGUUUGAGCUGCGGAUCGAGGUGCAGCCCCGUCCACACCACAGAGCACACUAUGAGACUGAGGGCAGCAGAGGAGCCGUCAAAGCCUCUCCGGCAGGGCAUCCUGUCGUCAAGCUGUGUGGAUACACAGAGAGGAAGCCGCUCUCACUGCAGGUUUUCGUUGGAACAGCUGACGACCGCUCAAUCAGGCCGCAUCCUUUCUAUCAGAUACACAGGGUGACGGGAAAGAUGGUCGGCACCGCCAGUCAUGAGAGCGUCCAGGCAGGGACAAAAGUGCUGGACAUCCCCCUCAACCCUGAGAACAACAUGACCGCGCUCAUCGAUUGUGCUGGCAUCCUGAAACUGAGAAACUCCGACAUCGAGCUGAGGAAAGGAGAAACAGACGUCGGGAGGAAAAACACGCGUGUCCGUUUGGUGUUUCGCACCCACCUUCCUGUAGCGCCCCCUGUGGGCCCCCCUGGACGGCUCCUGGCUCUGCAGGCGUCCUCUCUUCCCAUUGAAUGCUCCCAGCGUUCGGCUCAGGAGCUGCCCGUCGUCGAGUCUGUCAGUCUCACUUCCUGCUCUGUGGAAGGAGGGGAGGAGCUACUGCUGAGCGGUACCAACUUCCUGCCCAUCUCCAGAGUCCUUUUCAUGGAGAGAGGGACAGACGGUAAAUUACAGUGGGAGGAGGAGGCCUAUGUUGACCGGGACAACAGCAACGAGUGCCUGUUGUGUGUGAGGGUCCCAGCCUACAGCGACCUCUCCGUCAGCCGGCCCGUGUCCGUCAGUCUGUACGUCUCUAACGGGAAGAGAAAACGAAGCAGCACUCACUGCUUCAAAUAUUUGCCCGUUAUGUUCAAAGAGGAGGAUCCCCUGCUGUCCAGGCCCUCUGCUCCACCUCUGGAUGGGGGAAUUGUGUGUCCAGUAGGGGCUCCACCCAGGAUGGACCGGAGCUUCAAUGUGUCUGAUGAGCGAGGCAUUGGAUUCCACCUGCCCCCUUACCCCUCCACGUAUUCUCCCCCCUGCACGGCCAUGAGCUACCAUGAAGAGUACUGCUCCAAACCUGACGCUGCGGUCGAGGACCCUGGCGGGUCCAGGGCAGCCCUGUCCGAGCGUCACCCCAGUUUUGAGAACCUUGAGCUGGGCUUCACCGAGCUUCUUCCUCCCUUAUAUCCCCGGGGCCCGCAGCCUCCCUCCCCCUCCCCUUCUCCCUGGUUGGACUCUCCGUACCUCUCUUCAUCACCCUCCCCCUCCCACUCCUCCUCCCUCAGCCCCUUUCCCACUGGAAGUCCCAUCUCGAACUCCCCUCUUCCUCCCAUCCCCACCUCGCCUUACCCGCAGUACUCUGCUUAUCCUCAGGAGGUCUGUCCUUCCCCACCAACAAACCUCAACCCCUAUCACGACGUCUGCCCAGCACCUUACUCCCACUACGAGGGCUGGGACCCCCAGGGAAGGAUGCUGGGUAUGGGACAUGGGAGAGAGGGGGAUGCCAAGAUCCAGGAGUGCCCUUUAGAUUUUAACAGCUCUGCCUCGAUGCACCACCUUACAUUUGAAGAAGUGUCAGAGUUCAUCGGGGAGGACAUCCAGUCUUACCAAUCAAGUUCGCAUCUAAGCAACCAGCCGAACUGAGCUCAGAGCAGCUCCUGACCACAGUUUGAUGUCCAGCCUCUUUUUAAAUUCCUUAUGUACUUGGUAUUAAGAUGCAUUGCUGUGGUUACAUGUAAUAUUGACAGGGAACUUUGGUGACCAGGACACUGUUGCAGUUUUGACCACAGUUAACAGUUUUAUAAAGGGAGACAAAUGUUUUUAACAUGUCUUCAAUAUAAAUUAUGAAAAACAAACUGCUUUGGUUUGGAGUGUCUGUUUUUUUGUUGUUGUUUUUUAACAAUUAAAACCCCAAAUUUAAAUUGAGCCCAGAGUGGAAGCACUGAGGAAGACUUCACUUUAAAGGCUUUUUGAAUUAUUUACCAUAUCAUUUACCAUACCCCAAUAACUAUAGGAACUACUUCCCUUUGUAAAGUCACUCUAUGCUCCAAUAAGACUUCUGAGCACAUGGGAGCAUAUAUAUCACAAAACACCUCAUCUCAAGGCAGUGCAUGAACUGUGUAGUGAUGUGCUUCCUCCAUACGGUCAGAAGUGGAAUUGCUACACAGAGUUGCUUUAAACUAAGAGUUGUUAUUUUAAGACUGCAAUGGCAUAAGUGCAUAAGUGCAUGUGAUGGAAAGUUUUUGAUGAAUUGCUGCAGGAUUUAGAAACUAGUUUUGUUUAAUAGCUGCAAUUACCUCUGAUUUGUUUCUGUUAAAUUCAUGUCUAGUUUACUGAAAUAACUUUUCAUCUGAUAAAAUGACUUAAAAUAGCUCUACAGAAAAAAUGUGAUCAUGAAGUUGAAAAAUCAACUCGAGGAAAUGCUUCUUGGUACUACAGAUGCUGGCUGGAGUUCAGGUAAAGUGUUAAAACAAAAGGAAUUUCUGACAUCCUGACUUCUCAGAAGUGAGCGAGCUGCAAGUGUUGAAGUCUACUGGAUUGUCUCUCAGCAGAGCGGGUUUAUCUUGAAGAAUAGUCAGGACAAACUGAAAUCGGCAGCUGUUAUAGAUAUUACUCAUGUUGCUGCAACACUUUACAAGCCCUGUUUUCUGGUGUUUAUGCUUUCUCCAGUAAAAGGAACUGCAGCUACAAGAUGGAUAAAGUCUUUAAUUCCAACAAAACAGUGAAGGCAGUAAAAGUUCACCGACCUCACAAAAGGAAGCUGAAGCAGCAGUAUAUGGUUCCUUCACAGUUUUAUGGGGCUAUAUGGAUCAGCCUAACCAUACAUGGGCAUGCUGGGAGCUGGAGACUAACAAUCGUAAUGGUAGCAUAGAUCUUGCUGCUGUAGAGCCCUGAGGAUUUUUUUUUUAAAUGUUCUACUUACUUACUGCAGCUCCAGUGAAGCCAUAACUUCAUCUUGGCACUAACGUUUCCAUCUUUUUUUUCAUUUUCUUUUUCCUCUGGAUGCAGGAAAAGCAGUUGCACAUGGAAAGUUCAUGAACAUUCAAAAACAUCUGAAUGGAAAUUUCCCUGUUCCCUAAAAUACUCCUUUUCAAACAAUGCACAGUUGUAAGGCUGCAUCAUUUAGAUGUAUCUUUUAUUUCUUUAUCAAUGCACAUAACAACUAGAGUGUCACUGACUUAACCAAUUUAUGUAUAGAUAAAGAAGUGGUGGAUGAUGUGUGAUAUUAUAUUUAUCUGUAAUAUUUGAGUGGAAACGAGAUUGAAUAAGAAAAAAGCAUGAGAAGGACAAAAUGAAUGCAAAUGUAUAUACAGGAGUGGAUUUAUGCACUUUAAUACUUCGAUGCAGUAUACCAACGCUACAUAUGUUUUUAAUUAGACAUAGUCCAUAAUAUACAAAUUGCAAGAGGAUGUAUAAAUAUGCAGAAAGUAAACUCAAAUGGAAUAAAGACAACAGAAAAAGAUCAUGAAGAACUGUACAAAUGUGAGAUACAGAAUCUUAUGUUCUUUCUUAAAUAUCUAUUACUUUGAAAUUCCAGGUAAUUCAUUUUCACAUGUGAGAAAAGAAGAAGAGGAAGUCAAACUCUGUCAUGUUUUUUUUUCCUAA
Messenger RNA from Cololabis saira (Pacific saury), 5053 nucleotides. It is a transcript of the gene nfatc4, whose product is annotated as nuclear factor of activated T cells 4. Gene Ontology annotation, biological process: cytokine production; calcineurin-NFAT signaling cascade; regulation of transcription by RNA polymerase II. Gene Ontology annotation, cellular component: transcription regulator complex. Gene Ontology annotation, molecular function: transcription factor binding; DNA-binding transcription factor activity, RNA polymerase II-specific; RNA polymerase II cis-regulatory region sequence-specific DNA binding. Bases 419 to 3091 code for a protein of 890 amino acids. Lineage: Eukaryota; Metazoa; Chordata; Actinopteri; Beloniformes; Belonidae. The record is from RefSeq and is a predicted model, not a curated record. The transcript is spliced from 13 exons.